Carya illinoinensis is the source of this 1632-nucleotide messenger RNA. RefSeq names its product BTB/POZ and MATH domain-containing protein 3-like. Gene Ontology annotation, molecular function: protein binding. The record is from RefSeq and is a predicted model, not a curated record. Bases 239 to 1465 code for a protein of 408 amino acids. The transcript is spliced from 4 exons. NCBI's taxonomy places the organism in Eukaryota, Viridiplantae, Streptophyta, Magnoliopsida, Fagales, Juglandaceae. Gene Ontology annotation, biological process: protein ubiquitination.
AAAAAAAAAAAGAAAAUUGCUUAUAGGCCGUCUACAACUCCAUUUUCCCUUCCCUUUCAUUUCCCAGUUCCCACGCCCUAUUUUUACGUCACAGUUUUACUUUCUGCUCCUCUCCAGCAAAACCCUAAUUCCCGAUAGCUGCUCCAAUUCUCCGUCCCUAGGCUUUGAUUUAGCUGCAUAUCUUUCCAUUCAGGUAAUCCCGGAAUUUCCCUCCAUAUAUGUUGCAAAUCACGCGUUGAUGGCCUCCACGGCGAAUUCCAAGGCCGGCGACGACACGUGCUCGAUUUUUGCAAGCGAGACGGUGAACGGGUCGCACCGGUUUACCGUACAGGGAUACUCGUUGGCCAAAGGGAUGGGCGUGGGGAAGUACAUAAUGAGCGACACCUUCACGGUGGGCGGCUACGACUGGGCGAUUUACUUUUACCCCGACGGUAAAAACCCCGAGGACAACUCGAUAUACGUUUCGGUAUUCAUUGCGCUCGCGAGCGAUGGCGCGGACGUGAGGGCGUUGUUCGAGCUGUCCAUGUUGGACCAGAGCGGGAACGGGAACAACAAGGUGCACAGCCACUUUCAACGAGCGCUGGAGAGCGGGCCAUACACGCUCAAGUACAGAGGCAGCAUGUGGGGAUACAAACGAUUUUUUAGAAGAAAUCUUUUAGAAGCUUCUGAUUAUUUAAAGGAUGACUGCCUUGUCAUGUACUGCAAGGUUGGAGUUGUCAGAAAUCAUCUUGAGUGCCCAAAACUACGUGCUAUUUCUGUACCACCCUCAGACAUGGGUCAAGGUUUUAAGACCUUGAUAGAAUCUGAAGUUGGUUGUGACGUAGUUUUUCAGGUUGGCAAUGAAAUGUUUAAAGCUCAUAAGUUGAUACUCGCCGCCCGUUCUCCUGUAUUUAGAGCUCAGUUUUUUGGACUUGUUGGAAAUCCAAACAUAGAUAAAGUUGUCAUAAAGGACAUUGAUCCCUUCAUCUUCAAGGCGAUGCUUCUAUUUAUCUACACAGACAAGCUACCUGACGUAGAAGAAAUUGAGAGCACAACUACUUGCUCAUCCAGUGUCAUGGUUCAGCAUCUGUUGGCUGCCGCCGACCUAUACAAUCUGGAUCGACUUAAAGUAUUAUGUGAAUCAGAAUUGUGUAAAGUAAUUAAUAUAGACACAGUGGCGACAAUUCUUGCCCUAGCUGAGCAGCACCAUUGUCCACAGCUUAAGGCUAUCUGUUUAAAGUUCACUGCAAAUGCAGAAAACUUGGGAGCGGUAAUGAAAUCUGAAGCGUUCAGGCAUUUGGAGGGGAGCUGCCCCUCGUUGUUGUCAGAGCUGCUGGCAACAUUUGCAUCAAUGGACGAGAACUCGAAUUCUCUGUCAAGUAGGAAGAGGAGUGGCAGCAGUACAUUUGGGCAAGAUCUUGCGGCAGAUGGGGCUGAAGCAGAAUCUGCUAAUCCUAACAGCAGGCGCAUGAGAAGGCGAUUGUAGUGAGGUGCCUUACAAUCAAGUAUACCUGAAAGCUGUCUCAUAUAUAUAUGUUCUUUCUGAGAGUUGAAAUCUGUCUCCCGCUACCAAAUUAUCUAGUAAAAUUAUUUUUAGGCACCUUUGAAGGUUUCAUGUAAAUCGAAUGGCUUCGUGGUGUUAUUUUCUGUAAA